Archocentrus centrarchus (flier cichlid) is the source of this 2803-nucleotide messenger RNA. Its product is annotated as zinc finger protein OZF-like. Gene Ontology annotation, cellular component: nucleus. The record is from RefSeq and is a predicted model, not a curated record. Gene Ontology annotation, biological process: regulation of transcription by RNA polymerase II. The transcript has 2 exons. Gene Ontology annotation, molecular function: DNA-binding transcription factor activity, RNA polymerase II-specific. NCBI's taxonomy places the organism in Eukaryota, Metazoa, Chordata, Actinopteri, Cichliformes, Cichlidae. Bases 184 to 1533 code for a protein of 449 amino acids.
AAGAAGAACGGGGAAAAAAGAGGAGACAAUAAACGAAGUGGACCUUCAAUAGCACAGCACCGAGAGUCCGUCUUUUUGAAUAAAAGCCGGAGAUUAGACCCCUCGGAGUCCAUCGGCAGCUGGAGGUCGUUACAAACCAAACCGGUGAUUUUUGGAAGCUGUUGGUGAUUAAAGAAGUUUCCCAUGAGUGAAACCCCAGUCUGGACCAGCAUGAACCCAGAGACCCUCCACAUAAAGGAGGAACAGGAGGAACUCUUGACCAGUCAUGAGGGACAGCAAAUUAAUGGUCUGGAGGAAGCUGAUAUCAUCAAGGUCAUAAUCACAGCUGUUCCUGUGAAAACUGAAGAUGAUGAAGAAAAACCUCAGUUUUUACCAUUUCAUCAAAGCCAAACUGAAGACAACAGAGAUGCAGAGCCUGAAAGUGAUGGACCCGAAUCAAGCAGUGACCCAGAUCUACAUCAUCAGUUUAAACCUAAUAUUGAUGAAAAGGCUUCAGACUAUUCUGAGACUACUGAUGAUUCUGGGCCUGAAAACGAAGACAGCGACAGUGGCUGGAAGGAGAGCAGGGCACUUGAGUCAGACUUAAAUAUUGAUGUGGACUGUAAUGCUGCCAAAAAAUUCUUAAGCUGCACUUUGUGGGGUCAACAGUUUAUCUACAAGCAGUGUCUUCAGAAACAGCUGACAUGCCAUUCAGCACAAAGCCCUUCUAGCUGUUUGAGUGAUAAGAGCUCUGAGGUAAUGCAAAAUGUAGAUUCUCAGGUGGUCCAAACAGGAGUGAAACAAUUUGUCUGCGAUGAGUGUAGUGAAAUAUUUUACCGAAAGUCAGAAUUUAAGAGACACAAGAAAAUGCACAAUGGAGGGAAAGCAUUCAGUUGUGACUAUUGUGGUAAAGGGUUUAACCGAACUUCAGAUCUCAGGACACACAUGAGAGUUCACACAGGUGAAAAACCAUUUAGCUGCAGUAGUUGUGGACAGAGAUUUAACCAGAAGAUACAUCUUAAAACACACAUGAGAAUUCACACUGGAGAGAAACCGUUUGUUUGUGAGGAAUGCGGUAAAAGGUUCAGCCAACAGGGAAAUCUGACAACUCACAUGAGAGUCCACACCGGAGAGAAACCAUUAGCCUGUGAUGACUGUGGACAAAGGUUUAACCAGCAGACACAUCUUAAAGCACACAUGAGAGUUCACACAGGAGAGAAACCCUUUCACUGUAACGACUGUGAUAAAACAUUUAAACGAAAGACACACCUUAAGACACACAUGAGAGUCCACACUGGGGAGAAACCUUUUGGUUGCAAGGAUUGCGGUAAAAGGUUUUACCGAAACACAGAUCUUAAGACUCACUUGAGAGUCCACACAGGAGAGAAGCCAUAUGGCUGCGAUGAGUGUGGGCAAAGGUUCAACCAAAAGACACAUCUUAAGGAACACAUGAGACUCCACACGGGAGAGAAACCAUUUCACUGUGAUGAGUGUGGCAAAAGAUUUAAUCGUAAAACGCAUCUUAAUUCACAUAUGAGAGUCCACGCAGACUAAAAACAUUACAGCUGCAUGUUUGCUGUGAAAGGUUCUUUCACCAUGUGUGUGUUUGUAAGAGCCCCGGGAUUUUUUAUCGUUUCAUUUUUCUUUUUCUUUAGUGCAUAGUUUAGAAUAUUUUAAACAAAAUAAAUACUAGAGGCUUACCCUAAGGUUUUGUUAUUUAAAGAACCCAAGCAGAAAAUAGAUUGUACUGUUUCUAGAAACACUUCAUUUAAGACUGCACUCUGUAUUAACUCUGCUGCAAUGUUUCCCUGAGUUUGUAUAUGUCAGUCCACUACAAUGCUUGUGCUCAUAUAAAGACUAUUUAUAAUGUAUUUGAUGUUAUAGGGCCCAGGGAGACUAGCAGUGGCUCUGAAGGAAGCUCAUCUGACCAGAAAACAUUUCAGUGAUUAUGCUAGUUCCCAUACAGGUUGCUUUUUCACCGACGGCAUUCCAGUGCCGGUGCAGGUGCCAGUAUUUGAACCGUUCAGUGGUCAGUGCUUGGGCGAAAAAUAGGUUCAACUUGGGCCCUGCAAGCUAGCUGGUCUCAAACCAAGAACGCUUGACGAAAGUGGCAGAAGGGUGUGACUCUGCCAUCUCAACGUAAAGUUUUCUACCAGUAUUUCACUGGUGGUGGUGUGUAUUAUAUGAGAAAAGCCCUGGGAUUUUCAUGACUGUGAAUUAGGUUGGGCUCUUAGGGGUGAACUUGCUGCUUUGUAUCAGUUCAUAUCACUGAUAAAAGGACGGAAAGUGCAUCCUUGUUGUCUUGCUUAUAAUUGCUGUCUGUGUUUACCUCUGUGCUGCACACAGAUGCUGCAGUAGUUUUGUUUGGAGUGUGCGCAGCACAAGAAAGGGGGACGUAUUCUCCCACGUUUGCGCUCUUCAGCUUCUGUGUCCAGACGAGGACCCGCCCACACUCAUACGUAAAGGAGCAGUUUACAGAAACACGGUGGAAACACAGGCUCGUUCUUAAGAGUUUCGCAGGUUCAUUGAAACCGACACAAGCACCGGCACCUCGGUGGUGAUAAAGUAGCAACAGUGUCACUAAAAGAAUGGAUUCUGAUUUGGUGAUUUGAAAUAGAUGAAUUCUUCUCUUUUACUAAAUGUUACUAGCAGGUUUACUGAGAAAUACUACUUUGUAAUAUAAUGUACAUUUUAGCCAGUGGAUUUUGUUAAAACUUAUGUACUGUAAAUACAAAUUACUCUCAGCUGUCUGUUGAUGAGAACACUACUUUGUGCAUGUACUGCUGUGUUUGCAUGUUGUCUCUCAAAGUGUUUUAUUAAAGGU